Drosophila nasuta is the source of this 3108-nucleotide messenger RNA. RefSeq lists its product as uncharacterized. Gene Ontology annotation, molecular function: catalytic activity. The transcript is spliced from 3 exons. The record is from RefSeq and is a predicted model, not a curated record. NCBI's taxonomy places the organism in Eukaryota, Metazoa, Arthropoda, Insecta, Diptera, Drosophilidae. The coding region runs from base 1 to 3108 and encodes 1035 amino acids.
AUGAACCCAUCAAAGGAGGCUAGCAAGGGAGAGGAGAUUGACUUCACCGAAGUUAAUCUUCCUCUUAUUACUCCUCUUGCUGAGGACAUUCAAUUCCUCGCCGAUGACAUCGAGUUUAAAUCAACAGCGAAUUAUUUGAAUAGAAUAAAGGAGAAGAAGAGGAUCCCUUUCCACGCUUUACCAAGGAAUCGGGAAUUCAGAAUCUAUGGAGCGUCUAGGGUUCUUAUGAAGGAAGCAAGAGAAGCCUCGGAAAGGAACCGAUCUAACGUUGACGACCAUAGCAAGCGUAAAAAGGACAAUGAUUUGAGAGUAUGCACCUGGAACGUACGAACAUUGUACAGACCUGGUGCUGCUCAACAACUAGCAGAUACCCUCAAUAAAUGUAGGACUGACAUCACUGCUAUCCAGGAGAUGCGAUGGAUAGGACAAGGCUGCAUAAAGAAGAAGAACUGUGACAUAUACUACAGCUGCCAUCCAGAACGGCAUGAAUUUGGCUGUGGUUUCGUUGUAGGUGCCAGGCUGCGGCGCCGGGUCUCUCACUUUCGGCCAACAAACGAGAGAAUUGCAACGAUCCGAAUUACUGCCAAAUUCUUUAACAUCAGCCUGAUAUGCGCACAUGUCCCAACGGAGGAAAAGAACGAUGCCACCAAGGACGCUUUCUAUGCGGAGCUCGUCCGAGCUUAUGGCCGCUGUCCUUCCCAUGACAUUAAAAUUCUCCUCGGGGAUUUUAAUGCCAAGGUAGGACGAGAAGACAUCUUUGGUGCCACCGUCGGGCGAUUUAGUCUACAUGAGACCACCUCAAGCAAUGGUCUCAGAUUAAUAGGCUUUGCAGCUGCGCAUGAUAUGGUAGUUCGUAGUACUGGAUUCCGUCAUUUGGACAUCCAUAAGGCAUCCUGGCUCUCUCCCGAUCGACUGACCAGAAAUCAGAUCGAUCAUGUCGUGAUCGAUGCAAGGCACGCAUCUAAUAUACUCGACGUGCGAUCCUGUCGGGGUCCCAACAUCGACUCCGACCAUUAUCUUGUUGCAGCUAAGAUUCGCACACGGCUAUGUGUGGCGAAGAUUGCACGUCGAAGUGCGUUAAGAAGGCUGGACAUCGGAAAGCUGCAAUCACAACAGGCGAAGAAUGCAUUCUCCACUCACGUCUCGGGGCUAUUAAGCCGAGCACCGUCAAUAUCUGAAGACAUAAGCGAUAUGUGGGCGCUCAUAUCUCACUCCCUGCGAGCUUCGGCAGAGGAAGUGCUUGGACUCCAGCGUCCUCUAACAAGGAAUCCAUUGUCGAGAAGAAGAGACGAAAAACGCCUUUUCAGACGCAAGAAGAAAGAGCAGGAAAGGCGAGAGUGUGAGAGCAUAGAGAGCAGCAGAUGCAGAAAUGAAGCACGUAACUUCUACCAGAGGGUCAAGCGUCUGACCCAAGGAUUUAAGACUGGUGCAGUGGCGUGCAGGGACGAUGAUGGAAAUCUUGUCACAGAAGCAGAGGUCGUGCUGAGGUUAUGGAGGGAUCACUUCUCGAGUCUGUUAUCUGGCUCAAGCACAGACUCUGAAGACUAUGAUCCACGAACCCCAAUCUAUGGCACUGAUAUUGAAGUGCCAAUCCCAAGUCAUAUCGAAGUCAAGGAUGCAAUCCAACGGCUUAAAAACAACAAGUCUGCAGGUGCUGACGGCCUGCCGGCAGAAUUGUUUAAGGCAGCUGGUGAUAUGUUGGUGGGAAGCAUGCACCAACUAAUCAGUAAGAUAUGGCUCACGGAGAGCAUGCCCGAAGAUUGGAACCUCAGCAUGAUCUGUCCCAUCCUGAAGAAGGGUGAUGCCGCGGUGCGCACCAAGUACCGCGGAAUUAGUCUUCUUCCAGUUGCAUACAAGGUCCUAACGAGCGUAUUGUGUGAAAGACUGAAACCCCAUGCUGAAGCACUGAUUGGACCUUAUCAGUGCGGGUUCAGGCCUGGCAAGUCCACUGUUGACCAGAUUUUCACCUUGCGCCAAAUCCUGGAGAAGUCUUACGAAAACCAGAUCGACACGUACCAUCUCUUCGUCGACUACAAAGCCGCAUUUGAUAGCCCCCGGCGAGAUCGCCUAUAUGCCGCCAUGUCUGAGCUUGGUAUACCAGCAAAGCUGACUAGACUUUGCAGAAUGACAUUGAGCAACACCAUCAGCUCUGUCAAGGUAGGAUGUUGCCAAUCCGAAACCUUUACUACCAAGUGUGGCCUCAGACAAGGGGACUCGCUGUCUUGUAUACUCUUCAAUAUUCUAAUGGAGAGUAUAAUAAGAAAGGCUGGUGUACAUCGGACGGGCACGAUAUUAACCAACAGAUGUGUCCAGCUCCUUGGUUACGCUGAUGAUAUUGAUAUCAUUGGCCGCACCAAGCGUGAUGUCACAGGAGCCUUCGGGGCUAUUGAAAAGGAAUCAGCAAAAGCAAGACUAGCGGUGAAUAUGGAGAAAACAAAGUUUAUGGUGUGCUCUAGCAGAGAAUCGCGGCGUCUUGAUUCUCAGCUGACUGCAGAAAACUAUAGCUUUGGGUCCGUCAAGGAGUUUAUUUACCUAGGCACUGCUAUAACAAGCACAAAUGAUGUCAGUCUGGAGAUUAAGCGGAGAAUAACACUUGCCAACAGGUGUUACUUUGGGCUCAGUAGGCAGUUCAAUAGUAGAGCUCUCUCUCGACGCACAAAAACCACACUCUACAAGACGCUCAUUCUUCCAGUACUCCUAUAUGGUGCGGAGUGCUGGACAGUGACGCAGUCAGAUGCAGCUGCUCUUGGAGUGUUCGAGAGGAAAAUUCUUCGUAAAAUCUUUGGUCCAAUCUGCGUGGACGAUGUUAAUCGCAUCAGAUAUAACCACGAGCUGUAUGAGCUGUACGGUGAUGUUGACGUGGCCAAUCGAGUGAAAUCUCAAAGACUUCGCUGGCUGGGCCACGUUGCCCGUAUGGAUGAAGACGCUCCGGCUCGUAAGGUGUUUGAUGCGGUGAUUGUUGGGACACGAAGGAGAGGACGACCCCGAAUGCGUUGGCAAGACCAGGUGAUGGAAAACCUGUCCACACUUGGUGUUACCAACUGGCGAAGGCGCGCUCAGGACAGAGACGCGUGGAGGCACAUUGCGCUUCAGGCUGAGACCCGAUAA